Leishmania braziliensis MHOM/BR/75/M2904 is the source of this 321-nucleotide messenger RNA. RefSeq lists its product as hypothetical. The coding region runs from base 1 to 321 and encodes 106 amino acids. NCBI's taxonomy places the organism in Eukaryota, Euglenozoa, Kinetoplastea, Trypanosomatida, Trypanosomatidae. The transcript has a single exon. The record is from RefSeq and is a predicted model, not a curated record.
AUGCGCGAACGACCUAUGGAUUGGCCGAGUUUGGCGAACAUCUUUGCGCCGCUGAGCACGUCGCUGAGAGGGCUGACACACGCGUGUGAGGACGCGAUUGACCGCCGUGAAGACGACCGCCUGUAUCCGCAUGCGGGACUCGAGGCGGGGCGAUGUCUUCACAUAGCUCACCGUAGACUGAGAACCACUUGCCAUUCAAGAGGCGUUCGACACCGCCAACACGUACAUCAACAAGAUCGCGGACAGAGAGAACGCGCUGGUGCUGCAGCAGGGGAAACGGGUACGUUGUCGAGAAGCCGGGGCUGGCGACGAGGACCGUGA